CAGACGGGGAAUUUGGACUACACUGAAACCCACCAUCCACCUCCUGGGGGCAGUGCUACGGCCUACACUGAGCCAUACUUGGAGGACCUAAACCAUGACAUCCAGAGUCCGGAGCCUGAGCUGCUUUACUACGGACGAGAUCCAGAUCCAGAUCCAGAUGUGGGUCAGGAACACCUCCAGCAUCAGAUUGAAGCAGUCACUGCGGACAUGAAGGAGUUGUCGUGGGACGGCAGCGGCGCUCAGGACUGGCAGCAGGCCAAUUCUCCGAUGACAGUUUGUGCUCCCCCAGCUUCCACAUUGGCUGCCAGCCAGGCCUUCACUUAUCAUAACACAGAUAGUGCUGAAGUCACAUCAGCCUGGCCACAUUGUGCUCUGAGUGACCAGCCAUCAGCAGAACAGGGGGCUUGGUCAUACUCUGGAGCGACCACAAUGGGGGUUCAGAUGCAGGAAGACCACUUCAGUCCUCAGGGGCAGCAGAGCACCCCCCAGAGUUCAGAGGCCUACGAGCAGAACAGCGAGCCCCCUAAACAGGCCGGAUGGUUCAGUGGUUGGUUCAAAUCCAAACCUAAAGACGUUCCAGAGGAGAGAACAGAGCAGAGAAGCACAGCUCAGACGGAUUUCCCCCCGACGUUUGGCUUCUGUCCCUCCCCUCCGCCUGCCAUUCCACCUCCUGCCAUUGCACCUCCUGCCAUGUUUCCUUCCCAGCCUUCUUCUGCUGGGAUCAACCCCUUUUCAAGGAAAGCAGUUUAUUCAAAUUAUAGUGGGGGACCUUAAGAUGCCUAAAGGACAGCUGAAGAAACCAAACCACGAUAAAGUUGCGGUAAGCAUGCCGUGAACAACAAGCCCCUCUUCGAAGAGAGCGGAGCUAGCGAGAGAGCUAGCGAGAGAGCUAGCUUUAGCCAGCGAGACACCGAAGGGCAACGUGAGGAGGGAAACAUGGUGAACCUGGACGUGAUUCUUCGAGAAUUGAUAGAGUUUCGACAAGAAAACGGCGAGCGGCUGCGGGACAUCAGGGAAGAUAUAAAUAAGACAAACAAUAGAAUUGAUGAAGCUGAAGAGAGAAUUGCAGAAGCAGAAGAGAGAUUAGAAAGUGUGGAGGGCGCGGUGUCGGAGUUGCUGAAGCUACAGACAUACAUGGAAGCCAGGCUAACGGACCACGAGGGCCGAUCCAGAAGAUAAAAUAUUAGGAUACACUGUGUCUGUGAAGGGGCUGAAGAAAACUCACCCUCAGUGAUUUCCUUUGUUGAGACGUUACUGAAAGAGAAUCUGGAGCUUCCGCCCUC
Messenger RNA from Notothenia coriiceps (black rockcod), 1283 nucleotides. RefSeq names its product branchpoint-bridging protein-like. The coding region runs from base 208 to 774 and encodes 188 amino acids. The transcript is spliced from 8 exons. Lineage: Eukaryota; Metazoa; Chordata; Actinopteri; Perciformes; Nototheniidae. The record is from RefSeq and is a predicted model, not a curated record.